GCUGGAGGCCACGUCUCGAGGGGAGCCCUCUGGAACCGCGCUGCCCGGGCCGGGCUCGUGCCGGCCACAGGGCGGCCCCGCGCUCCGACUGCCAGAGCCUGGCCGCAGUGCUGGGGGCGGCCGCGCGGGGGCAGCAACAGCGCUGCCGCCCGAGGGCCCCGUCCCGGCGUGCUCUGCGCCGCUGCCGCGGAGGCGGGACUUCCGGCCCCCGGCUCCCGAGGCGCCGUCCGCCGGGAGCGCGGAGCGCGGCGGCCCUGCGCCGGCAGGCUGAAAUCAUGGAUAUAGACGCUGAAAGAGAAAAAAUAACAAAGGAGAUCAAGGAGUUAGAAAGAAUUUUGGAUCCCAGCUCCUCAAGUAUCCACGUGGAGGUCUCAGAAUCAAGCCUCGAUUCAGAUUCUGGCGCAGAUUUGCUGUGUGAUGACGAAUCAGACGAUGCUGGUCCCCCAGUCUCGGAAGAGGACAGGUGGAGUGAGGCCAGCAAUGACGACAAUUCCAAGGAGAAGGCCCUCCCCGAAGACCCAGAGACCUGCCUGCAGCUGAACAUGGUCUACCAGGAGGUCAUCCAAGAGAAGCUGGCUGAGGUCAUCCUGCUCCUGGCCCAGAACCGGGAGCAGCAGGAGGAAAUCAUGUGGGGCCUGGCAGGGUCCAAAGGCCCCAAGUUGAAGGACGGCAAGAGCCUGCUCCCGAAUCUGUACAUAGGGCACUUCAUGAAGCCCUACUUCAAGGACAGGGUCACUGGAGUGGGGCCUCCUGCCAAUGAAGACACUCGGGAGAAGGCCGCCCAGGGCAUCAAGGCCUUCGAGGAGCUCCUGGUGACCAAGUGGAAGAGCUGGGAGAAGGCCCUGCUCAGAAAGGCAGUGGUGAGCGACCGCCUGCAGCGUUUGCUUCAGCCCAAGUUACUGAAGCUCGAGUACUUGGGGCAGAAACAGAGCAGGGUCACAAGCGAGGCGGAGAGGCAGGCCCUGGAGAAGCAGACACAGGAGGCGGAGAAGGAGGUCCAGGAUAUCAACCAGCUCUCGGAGGAGGCCCUCCUGGGGAACAGGCUGGACAGUCACGACUGGGAGAAGAUUUCCAAUGUGAACUUUGAAGGGGGGCGCAGUGCAGAGGAGAUCCGGAAGUUUUGGCAGAACUGUGAGCACCCGAGCAUCAACAAGCGGGAGUGGGGCGCCCAGGAGGUGGACCAGCUCAAGGCCAUCGCAGCUGGGCACGGCCACCUGGGGUGGCAGGAGAUCGCUGAGGAGCUGGGGACUGGCCGCAGCGCCUUCCAGUGCCUGCAGAAGUUCCAGCAGCACAACAAGGCCCUGAAGCGUACAGUGUGGACAGAGGAGGAGGACCGCAUGCUCGCCCAGCUUGUCCAGGAGAUGCGUGUAGGCAGCCACAUCCCCUACCGGAGAAUUGUCUACUACAUGGAAGGAAGAGAUUCCAUGCAACUUAUCUAUCGGUGGACCAAGAGCUUGGAUCCCAGCCUGAAAAAGGGGUUUUGGGCCCCAGAAGAAGAUGCGAAGUUGCUCCAAGCGGUCGCCAAAUAUGGGGAGCAGGAUUGGUUUAAAAUCCGGGAAGAGGUGCCAGGUAGGAGCGAUGCCCAGUGCCGAGACCGAUACCUCAGAAGGUUACAUUUCAGCUUAAAAAAGGGACGAUGGAACUCAAAAGAAGAGGAAAAGUUAAUUGAAUUAAUAGAGAAAUAUGGUGUUGGUCACUGGGCAAAAAUAGCUUCUGAACUACCCCAUCGGACAGGCUCCCAGUGUCUAAGCAAAUGGAAGGUCAUGGCCAGGAAGCGGCGGCGCCGGUGGCGGGGGCGGCGGCGCCCGCGCAACCUGCGAUGGAGCUCCAGCAGCGAGGACAGCAGCAGCCCCGAGAGCAGUACGGACUCGGAGCCGGAGCCUGAGGAAGCCCCGCAGGCCAUGGAGGGCAGCCCCAUGCUCCCGUCAGCAGGGUGCCCUGUGCCGGACAUGGACCUGUGGGUUCCUGCCAGGCAGGGCACCUGUGAGCCGCGGGGACGAGGGGCAGGGGCCUGGCCGGAGCACCCCACUGCCUCCUCUGGUUCUCCCGAGGACACCAACGUGGCCCACAGUGGCAAUGGGGAAGCUUGCCCCGUGGCCUCAGCUGCUGCCGAGGAGGCGGGCUGGGCGCAGGGCCCCUCCAAAGCCCAGAGCACUGGCCUGAUGGGCAGCGGCCACCUGCGUGUGGAAGACACUCGCCUCCCCAGCUCAGAGGGGCCAGCAGACGAGGGUGGGAAGUGUCUGCUGAAGGUGCCCCUGGAGACCGUGCCGCAGGUGCUCAGGACCAGCCCAGCUGCCUGUAGCUGGAUGCUGAAAGAGAAGCCGAGGCAACGGUGCCUGCUCAGCCCGCCCCUGGGUGCCGGCUCCAGUGGCCACGGUGUGGCCAGGCCCCAUGUGCAGCAGCCAUGGCACAGGACCAUCAGGCGUGGGCAGCAGCGCCAGGGACACACCUUGCAGAGGAGGCUCCUCCAGCGCCGGCUUCUGAUGGCCGUGAGCCCGUGGGUGGGUGAUGACGUGCUGCCCUGCACUUCCCUGAGGCCAGCUGUGGUGCACACCCGAGCCGAUGGCCUCCGGCAGCAGCUGCAGGACGCCCACCUAGCCAGCACCCCAGUGUUUGCCCUCUUUAUUCAGCUGUUCCAGAUCGACACUGCAGGCUGCAUGGAGGUUGUCAGAGAGAGGAAGGCACAGUCCCCCACCAGGCUCCAGGCUGGUACUGGGGACCCGCCUCCGCGGCCCCUGCAGGCACCCUCAAGUGCCCGCAGCUCCCCAGCCUGCCUCUCCCAAGACGGGCCGAGCCGAGGAGCUGCAGAGGGGAGCACCCUCCUCCAGGGGCGCAGGGCGGUGCCCGACCGCCGUGCUGCUUCUGCCCCGCAGGCAACCCUGCCAGCCUCUUGCGGCCCCCGGCCCAAGCCCAAGACUGUGUCCGAGCUGCUCCGGGAAAAACGGCUGCGGGAGGCACGGGCCCGGAAGGCCACCCAAGGCCCUGUGGUUCUCCCGCCCCAGCUGCUGGUCUCCCAGCCUGUGAUCCUCCAGCCCGCCCCAACAGUGGCCUCACAGGACCCCCCAGCCACAGGUCCGGCGGCCUCAAGUUCCCUCCUUGGGUCUGUGGCCCCUGCAGCUGCCCUUGCAAGUGCCUCAGGCUCCUGGGCCUCAGCUGAGGACAAGCCAGCCUUGGACCUUGCUCUGGCCUGCCCAGAGGCUGCCCCCACUGCUUCCAGGGCCCGAGCCCCGAGCCCCAGCCAGGUCCCUGUGAGCUGCCCUCUGAGCAGUCCCGGACAGUCUCAGGCCCCUGCCACAUCAUGGAAGCGGGGCCUACCCGAGGCGCCACCCCUGCUCCUUGCUGCUCCCAGCCCCGCCCAGCUGCCCAUCCAGCCCCGCAGCCUGACGCCCACGCUGGGCACGCACUGCGGUGGGCCUCCCGUGGUGGCCAGUGCCCCUCUGCCAGUCACCUGGGUGCUUACAGCCCCGGGGCUGCUUCCUGCGCCUCUGCCGGCUGUCAUGGGCCUUUCUAAGCCAGCAGGGAUCCCUGGUCCCAAAGGGGUGUUUGUGACUCUGCCAACCUUCCUGACUGAGAUGCAGGCAGCCCAGAGCCCUGGGCAGCCCCCAGCCAACUUGGACACAGAAUCAGGCCCUCCCUCCAUGCCAAACCUGACCUUUCCAACACCUCCCCCACAUCAGAGCGCUGCUGAAGUGGGUGGUGACAUGGCCUGUGUCCCCAGGGAACUCCCCUCUCCUGAAGAGGCCCAGGUUCCCAGGCCAUCUUCCCCUGCCACGCUCCUGGCUGACCAUUCUGAAGCUGAGCCCCCUUGGUCCAGCCAACUGCCUCUGCAAGGUGGCUCUGUUCUGGGGAGCGUCCCAGGGGGAACGUCAGGGUGCCCCUCACAGGCAGGGGAGUCCAGGGAGUCUCUGGGCCCGGAGAGGCCGCCCCCACCCCAGCCUGGGCCUGGAAAGGGUGCCCUGGACCUGGCCCUCCUCUCCCUGGAGAGCGAGGCAGCCGUGCGGGAAUGGCUGAGGGGGCAGCAAGGAGUGUGCAUGCCCCGGCUGGGGAGCAGGCUGCCCUACCAGCCUCCUACCCUGUGCAGCCUGCGGGCGCUGUCUGGCCUCCUGCUCCACAAGAAAGCCUUGGAACACAGAGCUGCCUCCCUAAUUCCUGACGGGGCGACCGGAGCCCUGCAGGCCUCGCUGGCACCGGUGUGGAGAGCGCUCCAGGACAGCCCGGCCUACCUGCUGCUGAAGGCGCGGUUCCUGGCAGCCUUCACACUGCCCGCACUCCUGGCCACCCUGCCCCCGCACGGCGUCCCCACCACCCUGUCAGCGGCCAGGCAGGCUGGCCCUGGGAGCGACGACAGUGACCAGGAGGAGCCGGAGCGGGCUGACAGUGACAGGCAGCCGGGCCGCCAGGCCACCACCCCCGUUCAGGGAGCCCUGGACCCUGGCGAGGGCUCUGGCCCCUGCCUGGACACUCCUGAUGACGUCGAUGUUCUCAGAACCCGGCACUCAUGGCACACGCGGAAGCGGAGGCGGCUGCUGUGAGCAGCAGGGUGAGUGGGCCAGGCGGGUGCCCCUGGGUCCCGGAACGGACAGGCCUUCCUCUCGCCUCUGCGUUGGGCACGUGGGGGCCGGGCCUCCGUUGCCUGGGAGCGAGCUGCUUUCCAAAUGCAGUCCGGCGCCCCAGAGGCUGGCCACUGUUGGCCCUGCCCACGGGGUUCAUGUGGGGUGUAGUGGAGAAGGGGCAGGCGCACACGUACCCCUGGGGGCAGGCCCAAGGUCGCAGAGGCCCCCUUGGGGGAAGAGCUGACUAAUCCGCCCUCCCCAGGUCUCCUGGCCCCUCUGGUACUUCCCACUGCCCCUCUGUCCAGCACACUCAUCUGCCUGCACUUGGGUGCCUCCAUUCAUGCCUCUGCUCCGGGGGCAGCCGCUCAGCCGCCCUCCCACAGCAGCCUCCUGAGGCAGCAGCACUGUCCUGGUGUCCGUCCGUCCUGACGGCACCUGCCCUGACAUCUGGCACGUGACUUGUCUGCUGGCCUCCUUGUGACAUGAGCGUGGGAGGGCAGGCGUGUGGCUUUGCUGCAGGGCCCAGUGCCCAGGCUGCAGGCACCCUGUAGGCCCUCAGCACCAGUUGGUCCAUAGGACUCCCAAGGUGGAAGGGUGUCCUGGUUAGCAAGUCCCAGAGGCACGAGCCUUCUCUGGGUUGUGCAGGCAGUGCCGGGAGAGGUCCAGGUCCUGGAGUGGGUACCACGGGGGCUGUGUGAGUGGUCCCAUUUGCAACCCACCCCCAGAGGCCAGGGCCUGCACUCCAUGUGGGCCCUCCCUGAGAAGGCCUGGCACCACGCUGGGGGACUGGCCGGGUCGGGGUGCCCCCAAGAGGUGUGCUUGUGUUCCAGGACCACCCAGAUGUGGGCUCCACCACUGCUGCUUGUGCUGGCAGGAGGCGGGACUCGGCCCACCUGCCCAGGAGCCCACCACCGAGAGCCCCCCAGAGAAGCAGCGGGCGGCUGGGGGAAGACUUGUCAGCAGUGGCCGCACCGUCAUAGGGCCUUGUCUUGUCCCCAGGUCUUUUCGGGACAUUGAAGGAAUAAAUAAAGUAAAUGUGUUUUUAAUGAAAAA
Molecule: messenger RNA, 5606 nt
Organism: Manis pentadactyla (Chinese pangolin)
Lineage: Eukaryota; Metazoa; Chordata; Mammalia; Pholidota; Manidae
Gene: SNAPC4
Product: small nuclear RNA activating complex polypeptide 4
Exons: 23
Coding region: 276-4532 (1418 amino acids)
Source: RefSeq, a predicted model, not a curated record